This is a messenger RNA of Oncorhynchus kisutch (coho salmon), 1766 nucleotides long. It is a transcript of the gene adsl, whose product is annotated as adenylosuccinate lyase. Gene Ontology annotation, molecular function: N6-(1,2-dicarboxyethyl)AMP AMP-lyase (fumarate-forming) activity; (S)-2-(5-amino-1-(5-phospho-D-ribosyl)imidazole-4-carboxamido) succinate lyase (fumarate-forming) activity. NCBI's taxonomy places the organism in Eukaryota, Metazoa, Chordata, Actinopteri, Salmoniformes, Salmonidae. Gene Ontology annotation, biological process: 'de novo' AMP biosynthetic process. Bases 135 to 1571 code for a protein of 478 amino acids. The transcript has 11 exons. Gene Ontology annotation, cellular component: cytosol. The record is from RefSeq and is a predicted model, not a curated record.
AAUGACAUCAUCACGCAAUGAUAUCAUAACGUAAUUGAGCAACUUUUAGCAACAAAUUUACCUGCCUUUAGCAAUUUCCCCUUCAAAUUAGUUGGCAGCACUGCACGCAUGCUGGUGAUAAGCGAGUUUUAGUUAUGGACGAAUUUAGUAAGUAUCGUUCGCCGCUGGUGUCUCGAUAUGCCAGCAAGGAAAUGGCCUACAACUUCAGUGACAGGAAGAAAUUCACAACGUGGAGAAAACUGUGGAUCUACCUGGCCAAAGCGGAAAAGGCUCUUGGCCUGCUCGUCACCGACGCCCAGGUGACCGAGAUGGAAAGCCACGCUGAGGACAUCGACUUUGCCAUGGCGGCGGAGGAGGAGAGCAAGCUGAGGCAUGAUGUCAUGGCCCACGUGCACACCUUUGCCCACUGCUGCCCCACCGCGGCUCCCAUCAUCCACCUGGGUGCCACUUCCUGUUACGUGGGAGACAACACGGAUUUGAUCCUGCUUCGUGACGGUUUUGACAUUCUCCUGCCAAAGUUGGCCAGAGUGAUCGACAGACUGUCAAACUUUGCUGAAAAAUACGCUGAUCUCCCCACCCUGGGUUUCACACAUUACCAGCCGGCCCAGUUGACCACAGUGGGUAAGAGAGCAUGUCUGUGGCUCCAGGACCUGGCCAUGGACAUGCGGAACCUUCAGCGUGCCCGCGAAGACCUGCGUUUCCGGGGGGUGAAGGGUACUACGGGCACCCAGGCCAGCUUCCUGCAGCUCUUCCAGGGGGACCAUGAUAAGGUGGAGGAUCUGGACAGAAUGGUCACAGAGAUGGCAGGCUUCAAAAAGGCCUACAUGGUGACCGGACAGACGUACAGUCGUAAGGUGGACAUUGACUCCCUCUCUCACCUGGCCAGCAUGGGAGCCACCAUCCACAAGAUCUGCACUGACAUCCGCCUGCUGGCUAACCUUAAAGAGAUUGAGGAGCCGUUUGAGAAGGAGCAGAUCGGCUCCAGUGCCAUGGCCUACAAGAGGAACCCAAUGCGUUGUGAGCGUUGCUGUAGUCUGGCCCGCCACCUGAUAGCGCUGCUUGCUGAUCCCCUCCAGACCGCCUCUGUCCAGUGGCUGGAAAGAACACUAGAUGACAGUGCCAACAGGAGAAUCUCUCUCCCUGAGUCUUUCCUUACUGCUGACAUCAUCCUCAGCACCCUGCAGAACAUCACUGAAGGUCUGGUGGUCUACCCCAAGGUGAUAGAGAGACACAUCCGUCAUGAGCUUCCCUUCAUGGCUACAGAGAACAUCAUCAUGGCUAUGGUGAAGGCUGGAGGCAACAGACAGGACUGCCAUGAGAAGAUCCGUGUGUUGUCCCAGCAGGCUGCAAACGUGGUGAAACAGGAGGGGGGGGACAAUGACCUCUUGGCCAGGGUCCAGGCUGACCCCUACUUCGCCCCUAUCCUGGGCCAUCUUGACAACAUCCUGGACCCCAAGACCUUCAUCGGCCGCGCCCCCCAACAGGUGGCGAGGUUUCUCUCUGAGGAGGUACGCCCUCUGCUGGAACCUUACAAGGCCGAGAUUGACGUCAAAUUUGAGCUGGAGCUCUAAAACAGGGGACACUGACCUAAAAAAACGACUAAUUUAACGCUUAACUUAGUUUUAACCAAUUCUGAAAUGAUGAUAUUAUUUUGCAGGUCAGGAGUGGCCUUUUCACUAAAACACAUACUGUUACACACCAAAAUAAACCUCAUGACUGACUAAUUGCAUGCUGUAUUGUAAGACAAUAAAAGAUUGAAAUCAAAA